GCGGCCGCGCCGCCGCUGAGGCGCCGCCAUGGCCAAGAGCCGCGGGGGCGGCGGGCCCAGCUCGCCCGGCGGCCGCAGCCUGGCGGGCACCCGCGAGAGCCUCGCCGACCCCGGCGGCGACGAGCUCAGCUCGCUCGGCUCCGACUCCGAGAUCAACGGCGGCGGCCCCGAGGAGCGGCGCGUCGACAAGUUCGGGUUCAUCGUGGGCAGCCGCGGCGCCGAGGGGACGCUGGAGGAGGUCCCCUUAGAGGUGCUCCGACAACGGGAGUCCAAGUGGCUGGAUAUGCUCAACAACUGGGACAAAUGGAUGGCCAAGAAACACAAGAAG
This is a messenger RNA of Empidonax traillii (willow flycatcher), 328 nucleotides long. Its product is annotated as TBC1 domain family member 10A-like. The transcript has 2 exons. The annotation marks the transcript as partial. Lineage: Eukaryota; Metazoa; Chordata; Aves; Passeriformes; Tyrannidae. The record is from RefSeq and is a predicted model, not a curated record.